Messenger RNA from Rhinocladiella mackenziei CBS 650.93, 4041 nucleotides. RefSeq lists its product as uncharacterized. The record is from RefSeq and is a predicted model, not a curated record. The transcript has 3 exons. Lineage: Eukaryota; Fungi; Ascomycota; Eurotiomycetes; Chaetothyriales; Herpotrichiellaceae. Bases 1 to 4041 code for a protein of 1346 amino acids. Gene Ontology annotation, molecular function: catalytic activity; protein binding. Gene Ontology annotation, biological process: nucleoside metabolic process.
AUGAUGCCCAGCAGCACCGUUCAAGACUACCACGUUGGCUGGAUAUGCGCGCUGAACAUAGAAUUGACCGCCGCCAUGGCCAUGCUGGAUGAAGAACAUGAGAUGAUAGCAGGACAAGAUCCACAAGACCACAACAGUUAUGUGUUGGGCCGCAUCCACCAGCACAAUGUGGUGAUUGCUUGUAUGCCAGAGGGGGUGGAUGGACUAGUGCCUGCGGCCAAUGUGGCCAAGGACAUGGCGAGGACGUUCCCUGCGCUCCGAGUCGGACUGAUGGUGGGCAUUGGCGGUGGCAUCCCCGACCUCUCCAAUGGAAUCGAUAUUCGCUUAGGGGACAUUGUGGUGAGCAAACCAGAGAAAACUUGGGGAGGGGUGGUGCAAUAUGACAAGGGCAAAGCUGAGGACAGCGGGAAAUUUGUGGUCAAAGGCCUACUCAAUCAGCCGCCUCCUCUCCUAUUGCAAACCCUUGCUCAACUCCGGGCACGACAUGGCAUGCGCCCCAGCAAGGUGUCGGAUUAUAUCACCGAAGCGAUCGAACGAAACCCCAUGAUGGAAGAGACGGGCUUCACUCUUCCGAGCGAGUCCGAUUGCUUCUACUGCGGUGUCUGUCAUAGGGAUAUUGAAAGUCCGGCAGGCGACUGCGAAGGACUCCACGCCAAGCGAAAGCGACGGAAAAAUAACAAGCCGGUGGUUCAUUAUGGAAUCAUUGCGUCAGGAAACCAGGUGGUGAAGGAUGCAGCAGUGCGCGAUCGACUGCGGGAUGAAUUUAAUGCCUUCUGUGUGGAAAUGGAGGCGGCAGGACUGAUGAACGCGUUUCCCUGUCUGGUGAUCCGCGGCAUUUGCGAUUACGCCGAUUUACACAAGAACGAUGCGUGGCACCCAUAUGCUGCGAUCACUGCUGCGGCAUACGCCAAAGAAUUUCUUCAAUAUAUAUCUCCAGCGCAGGCUAGCCAAGAACAGCCUAUCAAAGACGUAUUAGGUUUGCUUGAUGAAAUCCGCCAUACCUCGAACGCGCAGCUGGAGGCCACCAAAGCACAGACCCAGCAGAAUCAAACCCAAUAUGAGAGCGAGAAACACCAUCAAUGCCACCAGACAUUCAAAAUCGGUCCGUAUGAGGCACAGAAGGAUCUUAACCCUGAGCGAGUAGCUGGCACUUGUCAGUGGGUGCUGUCUCACUCUCAGUAUCUUCAAUGGCUCAGAAAGGCUCAUGAUGACCUCCUCUGGAUCUCGGCGGAUCCGGGCUGCGGCAAGUCGGUCCUCGCCAGAUCGAUCAUCGACAAUGAACUUCGACAUACUGAUCAGCAUACUGUGUGCUACUUCUUUUUCAAGGACAACGAAGAGCAGGAUAACGUGGCCACUGCUCUUUGCGCCCUCCUCCAUCAACUGUUCACGCGCCACCCUGAGCUUAUUCAACAUGCGAUCCCGGUAUGGGAGAAGAUUGGCGAUAAAUUGGUGAGGGAGCUGGCGGAGCUUUGGCGCUUGUUGCUCGCAGUAGCGAGGGAUGACCAGGCUCUGGAUGUGACGUGCGUUCUAGAUGCACUGGACGAAUGUCGACUCUCGGACCGACGGUGGUUGAUUGAGAUGCUAUCCCGGUUUCACACCCAGACAUCGGCCUCUUCGUCUACGACACGGCGAGGCCGACUGAAAUUUCUCGUGACUAGUCGGCCCUAUGAUGACAUCCAGGCGGAGUUCCAGAAGACGCUGCACGAUCUCCCUACCAUCCGACUACGGGGUGAAGAGGAGAACGACUAUAUCCGCCAAGAAAUUGACUUGGUCAUCCGAAUGCGAGUGGGAAAACUCGCGACCGACUUAAAAUUGGAUGACGACAUAAAGGACCGACUGGAGACUCGACUCCUGGAGAUGGAGCAUCGCACGUACUUAUGGCUUUAUCUCGCGAUUGAGAGUAUACAUCGGACUUACCGCAACAGUUUGCGACCCGAGGAAGUAUCGAUCAAGUCACUACCGUCCAGUGUGGAAGACGCAUACGAGAAAAUUUUGAGUCGGGUCGAUCAGGAGCAGAGAGGCAAUGUGAAAAAGAUCCUUCAGAUUGUGGUUGGGGCGCGGCGGCCACUCCAUGUCGAAGAGAUAGCCAUCGCUCUCGGAAUAGCCACGUCAGCACACCCUAAGUCCCUACACCAGGCCAAACUCGACCCUAGCAGGCUGGAGAAUAAUAUUUGUGACUGGUGUGGUCUCUUCGUCUUCAUUAACCACGCGAGAAUAUACCUAAUCCACCAGACGGCUAAGGAGUUUUUGGUCAGUGAGAGCGGCUGCACUACCUUCCUAUCUGGGUGGAAGAGUUGCCUGGAUCCGCGUGGAAUUGAGAGAGAGAUGGCUCACAUAUGCGUGAAAUUUCUGUCCUUUAACGACAUUGAAGCAACAGCAGAUUCCUUGACUCAGAAAUUACGACCCUGGGUGGUACUCAACGAUGUCCUAAGCACCGGCAAUCCUAUUGAAAGUUUUUUGGCCUAUUCAGCAGAACACUGGCCGUCUCAUCUACGUGAAGCAUACUUACCUCACGAUGAUUUGGCAGGAUUUCGGAUUCUUGAGUUUUAUCAGGUCAACAGCAGGUUGUACAAUAUCUGGUUCCCAAUAUUUUGGCAGGCAAUAAGUCCAUAUGACUUCCUUCCGAAGAUGAGUCCAAUACGACUUGGGGGACUGCUGGGCCAUGAAAAUAUACUGGAAUUGACGUUACAGCGGAACGAAGAUUACGAUAUCGACGAAUCGGACAGGAAGGGCCAGACAGCGUUAAUUUGGGCAAGUGAGUAUGGUCACGCGAAGGUGGUGCAGACACUCCUCGAGCGUGGAGCGGAUGUCAACGCUCAAGGAGGAGAACACGGCAAUGCGCUCCAAGCAGCAUCAGAGGGUGGUCACGAGAAGGUGGUGCAGAUGCUCCUCGAGCGUGGAGCGGAUGUCAACGCUCAAGGAGGACAAUAUAGCAAUGCGCUCCAAGCAGCAUCAGCAGGUGGUCACGAGAAGGUGGUGCAGAUGCUCCUCGACUGUGAAGCGGAUGUCCAUGCUCAAGGCGGAGAAUAUGAUUACGAUAUCGACGAAUCGGACAGGAAGGGCCAGACAGCGUUAAUUUGGGCAAGUGAGUAUGGUCACGCGAAGGUGGUGCAGACACUCCUCGAGCGUGGAGCGGAUGUCAACGCUCAAGGAGGAGAACACGGCAAUGCGCUCCAAGCAGCAUCAGAGGGUGGUCACGAGAAGGUGGUGCAGAUGCUCCUCGAGCGUGGAGCGGAUGUCAACGCUCAAGGAGGACGAUGUGGCAAUGCGCUCCAAGCAGCAUCAGAGGGUGGUCACGAGGAGGUGGUACAGACACUCCUCGAGCGUGGAGCGGAUGUCAACGCUCAAGGAGGGCGAUGUGGCAAUGCGCUCCAAGCAGCAUCAUUCGAUGGUCACGAGAAGGUGGUGCAGACACUCCUCGAGCGUGGAGCAGAUGUUAACGCUCAAGGAGGAUUUUAUGGCAAUGCGCUCCAAGCAGCAUCAGAGGGUGGUCACGUGAAUAUAGUGCAGACGCUCCUCGAGCGUGGAGCAGAUGUCAACGCUCAAGGAGGAGAAUAUGGUAAUGCACUCCAAGUAGCAUCAUACGGUGGUCUCGAGGAGAUGGUGCAGAUACUCCUCGAUUGGGGAGCGAAGGUCAAUAUUCAAGGAGGAUUCUUUGGUAAUGCGCUCCAAGCAGCAUUAGUAAGUGGUCGCGAGAAGGUGAUGCAGAUGCUCCUCGACUAUGGAGCGGAUGUCAACACUCACGGAGGAGAAUAUGGCAAUGCGCUCCAAGCAGCAUCAGAGGGUGGUCACGAGAAGGUGGUGCAGACACUCCUCGACCGUAGAGCGGAUGUCAACGCUCAAGGAGGAGAACACGGCAAUGCGCUCCAAGCAGCAUCAGAGGGUGGUCACGAGGAGGUGGUGCAGACACUCCUCGAGCGUGAAGCGGAUGUCAAUGGUCAAGGAGGAGAAAAUGGCAAUGCGCUCCAAGCAGCAUCAGAGGGUGAUCCCGAGGAGGUAGUGCAGAUACUCCUCGAUUGGGGAGCGGAUGUUCACGCUUAA